GGCAUCCAACAAUCUCCAGGUGGCCUUAGUCUACUUAGGCCUUCCGCGUCUGUGGGCUUAAAGCCACCGUGGCUGAUACUGCAAACCAUGCAAACACGCGGCAUGCAUCAUCACCGUUUUGAGAUCGUAAAUAUAUGGUUGACUGAUACGUACUUCUUUCUACUCACUUGGUUUGCUUCAUUUCCCCCCCCUUGACAUUCUCUAUUUCGAUUAUUGCGCCUUGCUAUACAUCGUUCCACCAUGCAAGUUGAAGUCAACCCCAACGAAGAUACAGAAUGGAACGAUAUUCUCCGCAAACACGGAAUUAUCCCGGAGAAGCCUCAGGACCCUGAACCUCUCAUUCAAGAAGCUCUUGUUGAAGCGGAGCGCAAAGCCUACGAGAAUCGACUAGAAGAUAAGGAUUUAGACGAACUAGACGAGCUUGAGGACGAAGAGGAUGAAGAGUUCCUUGAACAAUACAGAAAGCAACGUCUUGCCGAGCUCUCCACGCUCCAGAAAACCAGUCUAUACAACCAAGUCUACCCUCUGCAGAAAGUCGACUACGCAAGAGAGGUGACUGAGGCAUCUAAUAACGCCUUUGUACUUGUGCAUCUGUCCUCAUCAACGAGCGGCAAUGUUGAGUCGCAGCGCUUGACGGAGCUAUGGCGGCAGUUGGCUACUAAGUUUGGCGACAUCAAGUUCUGCGAGAUUCGCGGCAAUAUGUGCAUUGAAGGGUAUCCGGAUAGAAACACCCCGACAAUCUUAGUGUAUAAGGAUGGUGAGAUAAGAAGACAGCUCGUAACACUAAAGGAACUUAAGGGUCCUCGGACGACGAUCGAAGAUCUCGAAAGAAUGCUCCUAGACUUAGGCGCCCUCAAGGAGAGUGAUGUACGUUUGAAGAAGCGAUCUGACGACUCAGAUGACAAUCGUCCAUCGAAGAUAAAGCAGUCCCGGGUAGAAGACGAUGAUGACGACUGGGACUAAAAGCUACUAUAAUACUACUGCAACAGUAGAAUGACAUGAUCACCUCAUCGCUCAUGCGUGAUGCUUCUCCUUAAUGCGCAGCAUCUCUGUGCAUCCUAUUAUCUUCCUUAUCAAUCAACCCACAUCUGGCAUGUACUGUUAUUUGUAUUGUUAAUAGUUCCUAAGCAGCUAAGUGGUCCUGGAGACCUAUUAUUUGUACUAACAAUCAUUCCCGAGCCUUACUUCCAUUGUUCAUGCAUUGGAGUGGACGAUCCGAGAUCGAAGAUGGAUGUCGACCAAUUUCCAGAAUUGUCGACAUAACAGGUACAGCAUGGCAUCGAUUCUGUUCUGAUACACACGAUCCACGGGGUCAAGUAGAAGGUUAAAUGAAGUUGAAAAUAUAGCUUUCAGAUUAUUCGCGAUAGUCUGAACCUUAUUUAUCUAUUUUGUGUUGAAACGUACGGAGUAGAACUGAGAGGUAUAAGAUAUUCCAGGAAAGAAAAUGUGGAGAAAGG
Molecule: messenger RNA, 1457 nt
Organism: Aspergillus pseudotamarii
Lineage: Eukaryota; Fungi; Ascomycota; Eurotiomycetes; Eurotiales; Aspergillaceae
Product: phosducin family protein
Exons: 4
Coding region: 241-963 (240 amino acids)
Biological process (GO): protein folding
Cellular component (GO): cytoplasm
Source: RefSeq, a predicted model, not a curated record